Messenger RNA from Clarias gariepinus (North African catfish), 1535 nucleotides. RefSeq names its product opsin 4.1 (gene opn4.1). Gene Ontology annotation, biological process: visual perception; G protein-coupled receptor signaling pathway. Gene Ontology annotation, molecular function: G protein-coupled receptor activity. Lineage: Eukaryota; Metazoa; Chordata; Actinopteri; Siluriformes; Clariidae. The transcript has a single exon. Gene Ontology annotation, cellular component: membrane. Bases 1 to 1500 code for a protein of 499 amino acids. The record is from RefSeq and is a predicted model, not a curated record.
AUGAGCCUCCACUUAAAUCAGAGUGAGUAUCUCUGCCACCCGGGCAAUUCUAACUGCACGGCCGUGUUUAAGGACUCCCUGAAUGCUGAGAACCAUAAGACGCAGCAUGUACCACACCAUGGGCCGACCCCCAUCCUACAUGAUGAAUUUGCACGCCUGUUUUCUACUGUGGAUGUCCCGGAUCACGUUCACUACAUCAUCGGGUCGGUCAUCCUUAUGGUGGGGAUCACAGGUGUAAUAGGAAAUGCGAUGGUUAUUUAUGUGUUCUGUCGGAGCCGCCCUCUACGUACACCAGGCAACAUGCUGGUGGUCAACCUGGCUGUGUCUGACCUCUUCAUGUCGCUCACACAGUCGCCUGUGUUCUUUGUGGCCAGCCUGCACGGACAGUGGGUGUUCGGCGAGCUUGCAUGUGAACUGUAUGCCUUCUGUGGUGGCCUCUUUGGUAUCUGCUCCAUGAUGACUCUAACUGCUAUAGCUGUCGACCGCUGCCUCGCCAUAACCCAGCCUUUUGCUUUGCUGGGACAGGUCAGUCAAGGAAGAACUGGUAUAGUCCUAGCUCUGGUGUGGUUCUAUGCUGUGGGAUGGAGUCUACCUCCUUUCUUUGGAUGGAGUGCAUAUGUUCCAGAGGGACUCCAAACCUCCUGCUCUUGGGACUACAUGUCGUUCACGCCAUCGGUGCGUACCUACACCAUCCUUUUGUUCAUUUUUGUCUUUUUUACCCCUCUGAGCAUUAUCGCUGCCUGUUACUUGGCUAUCUUUCAAGCCAUUCGAAAAACACAGAUGGAGGUAAGACGGCUUAACUCAAGUGAGACACAUAAGAUUCUCGACUGCAUCAAGACUGAAUGGAAAAUGGCUAAAGUGGCCCUCUUGGUUAUCUUUUUAUUUGUGAUUUCCUGGUCGCCUUACUCUGUAGUGGCUCUCACAGCCACAGCUGGCUAUGCCCACGUCCUCACUCCUUAUAUGAACUCCAUCCCUGCGGUGAUCGCUAAAGCCUCUGCCAUCCACAACCCUAUCAUCUAUGCUAUUACACACCCUAAGUACAGACUAGCUAUUGUGCGCUAUGUUCCACUUCUUCGCCUUAUCCUGUGUGUUGGAAUGAAUAAGCACUCAUCCUCCAUCUCCACCAGUGGCACCUCUUCUCAUCAGACAGCCCUAACCAGCCAGCAUGCCCUAGGUGUCCGGAUCAGCAAUGCCACACAUGGUACCUGCCGCUGGGGGAAGACAAGGCUGUCCUCUGCUUCUGACACAGAGUCCUGCUGGACAGACAGCGAGGCUGAUGGCUCCAGUACCAACUCUUUGCCUUUCUCCAGACGCGUGUCUACAGAGAUCUCUUCAGACACUGCAAUACCUCCAGAUCAGGCUGGCAUGAGCACAGGAAUUGGGCUGAAAAUGGUGAAGGCUGACAGAGUUAGCAGCAUGCCUGUGCCCUCCAUUAUCUUGGAACCAGAGGGAGGAGUGCUUUCUGACAGUAAAUCUUUUCUUCUAUCGGGUAACAACUGAAAGGGCCUGGUGGUUGUUCUCCUUAAAAAAUUGUU